Messenger RNA from Arvicola amphibius (Eurasian water vole), 1859 nucleotides. Its product is annotated as histone H4. The record is from RefSeq and is a predicted model, not a curated record. Gene Ontology annotation, molecular function: structural constituent of chromatin; DNA binding; protein heterodimerization activity. Gene Ontology annotation, biological process: nucleosome assembly. The transcript has a single exon. Lineage: Eukaryota; Metazoa; Chordata; Mammalia; Rodentia; Cricetidae. The coding region runs from base 24 to 335 and encodes 103 amino acids. Gene Ontology annotation, cellular component: nucleosome.
AAUACUUUCUUCUGUAUUCCACCAUGUCUGGUCGUGGCAAAGGCGGCAAAGGACUCGGGAAAGGCGGCGCCAAGCGACACCGCAAGGUCCUGCGAGAUAACAUCCAGGGCAUUACCAAGCCUGCCAUCCGGCGCUUGGCUCGGCGCGGCGGCGUCAAGCGCAUCUCCGGGCUCAUCUACGAGGAGACUCGCGGUGUCCUCAAAGUGUUCCUGGAGAAUGUGAUCCGGGACGCUGUCACCUACACCGAACACGCCAAGCGCAAGACGGUCACGGCUAUGGAUGUGGUCUACGCGCUCAAGCGCCAGGGCCGUACUCUUUAUGGCUUCGGCGGCUGAGUGCUGCCACCGGCUUCAGACCUUCGGUCUUUUGUACCAACACCCCCAACCCAAAGGCCCUUUUCAGGGCCCCCAAAGCAUCAAAAAAGGAGCUGGGGAAUACUUGUAUAGGGGCUGGAAGAGGGUUCUCGACCCCGGGCUAGGUUAUCUGACGAUGCUGGUGGCUUGUAUUGUAGCAUAUGCAAAUCAGGCCGCGUGAGAGCACGUUCUCAUUGGAGCGGUGGGUCAUCGGCUCCGCCCGCCGAUAGACAACGUGAUGCGGUCUGCUUGCUGAGUGCUGUUAGCCUACGUGAAUUAUUUUUUAUUUUUUUGCUUGUUUCUGGGUGCCAGGCCGAAAGCUGACGAUGCGUGGUUCCCUCCCGCCUUGCGAUCUCUAGACGUGGGGAGGGGUGACCUGUAGCGCGCUCUCUAGAGGGAAAAUUAAACGUUCCUUAAGGACGGCGGGAAACAGAGGAGUGGGGCGGAGGCUUGGAACCCCCAAAAUAAAGUGACCCUGUAGCGUAAACUCGGUUUUCUCAACUGUAAUUAUUUAGCUGCCCCUAGAUGGUGUCUUUUGGGGCAAGGAAAGGAUUCGGGGUCUAACUUUAGCUCAGUUUGGUCAGCUCCCUUAAUUCAUGGUACACAGACGGGGGUUUAAGUCUCACUUAAGACUCCUUUCUCCUUAAGUCUCCAGAGGGUAGGACUUAACCCGGGCUGCUCUUAGAGACCUGUUGUUUCUCAGCACCCAGGUGGGUUAGCUCACAGUCGCCUGUAACACCAGCUCCAGGGCGCCAAAAUGCGUUUGGCUUCCUUGGGCACCUGGGCUCAGGUUUGCAUUCCCAACUCUUCCGUACACAAAACCAAAAACAGUAAUUUUUUUUUUCAAUGCCUAAGUUUUUUGGCAUUUGAAGUUCACUAGUCUUCUCACUGGCUUAGGGAAUGGGAGGCAUUUCUGGGGUUCCCUCAGCAGAAACCUGGGAUUUCAUUAGGAACGAUGAUCUGUGAAAUGCUUCCUAUGUGGUAUGCAGGAAAUGUUUCCUAUGUGGCAUGCAGGAACUUCGUGCCAUUCUUCAUCAGUAAAUUUACUUUAAGUAUUGUUAAUGAACACUUCGUAGCCGUGGAUGGGACAACGAAGAAUAGGACUUGGAGGCUGGAUUUGAACUUGGCCCUGUGUGAUUUUACACAGCUUCAUCUUAUGUACCCCCUGUUUUUGCCAGUCAGGCUCCCCUUUCCCAUUACUGACCUUUUCACUUCCACCUUCUGAACAUAAGUAACGCUGGUGUAAAUUUCAAAGGGAUGUUAGUCUAACGAACUCAUUUCUUCAAGCAAGUGAAAAACUGAAUUGCUUAUUUUCUAUCUUUAGAAAUAUUUUCAAUUACAGUUAUUUGGUAUUAUAUUUUCAAAUUCUUUUAUUUUUACUUUUUGUCCAAUGGACUUUUUUUUUCCUGAGUUAAGUUUGGUGAUUUUCGUUUUCUUAUAAAGCUGUAUGUUUUAUCAAAAUAUUAAAUACAGAAAAUGUAAUAAAUGUUUAUUACCCCAUUUUAA